AUGGACGGCCGCGGCACCGCGGUCCCGUUGCCCGGCCGGUGGACGUGGUGGUACAAGGACCCGUGCGCGAACAACGAGAACUGGACGUCCAGGCUGCAGGAGCUGUUCGACGUGAAGACCAGCGCGGAGUACGCGACCGCGUACGGCGCGGCCAAGCUGCCGUCCGCGCUGGCGCCGGGCGCGGGCUACUACGUGUUCCGGCACCGCGUGUGGCCGGCGUGGGAGGCGGAACCGAACCGGGGCGCGGGCGCGUGGACGGCGACGAUCGAGCCGGCCCGCGGCGACGCGUCGGCCGCCGUCGACUUCGCGUGGUCCGACCUGCUGUUCCUGUUGGUCAGCGAAGGGUUCGGCCAGCUGUCCGGGUACGUGUGCGGCGUCACGUGCAGCGCGAAACCGCGCGGCCGGCACAAGGUCGGCGUGUGGACGGUCCGGACGACCGCGGCCAACCACCGGUACAUCCUCAUGGUAGGCCGGCUGCUGGGCACGGUGUUGCGGAACGCGUGCGGCGCCACCGUACCGAUCGCGUACAAGCCGCACGAGGGCACGCGCGACAGCUUCGACUACGCGAUAAGCUGA
Sipha flava (yellow sugarcane aphid) is the source of this 576-nucleotide messenger RNA. Its product is annotated as eukaryotic translation initiation factor 4E-2-like. The transcript has a single exon. Lineage: Eukaryota; Metazoa; Arthropoda; Insecta; Hemiptera; Aphididae. Gene Ontology annotation, biological process: translational initiation. The coding region runs from base 1 to 576 and encodes 191 amino acids. The record is from RefSeq and is a predicted model, not a curated record. Gene Ontology annotation, molecular function: translation initiation factor activity; RNA 7-methylguanosine cap binding. Gene Ontology annotation, cellular component: eukaryotic translation initiation factor 4F complex.